Molecule: messenger RNA, 1002 nt
Organism: Pyrus x bretschneideri (Chinese white pear)
Lineage: Eukaryota; Viridiplantae; Streptophyta; Magnoliopsida; Rosales; Rosaceae
Product: cell division cycle protein 48 homolog
Exons: 2
Coding region: 1-1002 (333 amino acids)
Biological process (GO): autophagosome maturation; retrograde protein transport, ER to cytosol; mitotic spindle disassembly
Cellular component (GO): cytosol; VCP-NPL4-UFD1 AAA ATPase complex; nucleus
Molecular function (GO): ATP hydrolysis activity; polyubiquitin modification-dependent protein binding; ATP binding
Source: RefSeq, a predicted model, not a curated record
AUGGAUGUGAUUGACUUAGAAGAUGAGGAAAUAAAUGCCGAGAGUCUUAAUUCAAUUGCAGUUACAAACCAGCACCCGCAGACUGCUCUUAGCACUAGCAACCCUGCUGCUCUUCGUGAAACAGUUGUUGAAGUGCCGAAUGUUAGUUGGGAAGAUAUUGGAGGUCUCGAGACUGUUAAGAAAGAACUUCAAGAGACGGUUCAAUAUCCUGUGAAGCAUUCUGAGAAAUUUGGAAUUAUCAAGGGACCUGAAUUGCUUACGAUGUGGUUUGGAGAGAGUGAGGCCAAUGUACAUGAAAUCUUUGACAAGGCCCGCGGAUUUGCUACUUGUAUCCUGUUCUGUGACGAACUUGAUUCCAUUGCAACUCAGAGAGGGAGUAGUGUAGGUGAUGCUGGGGGUGCUGCCGAUAGGGUUUUGAAUAAACUCCUUACAGAAAUGGAUGGGAUAUCGGCAAAGAAAACUGUUUUCAUCAUUGGGGCCACCAACAGACCUGACAUUAUAGACCCUGCACUUUUGCGUCCAGGCCACCUGGAUCAGUUGAUUUACAUCCCUCUCCCUAAUGAGGAAUCUCGCUAUCAAAUAUUCAAGUCUUGCUUGAGGAAGUCCCCAGUUCCUAAAGAUGUGGACAUCAGAGCCCUUGCCGAGUACACCAAAGGAUUUAGUGGUGCGGAUAUAACAAAAAUAUGCCAGCGUGCUUGCAAAUAUGCAAUAAGAGAGAAUAUUGUGAAGGAUAUUGAGAGGGAGAGGAUGAGAAAUGAGAAUCCUGAGGCAAUGGAGGUGGAUGCUGAUGAUGAAGUAGCAGAGAUCAAGGCAGCUCAUUUUGAGGAAUCGAUGAAGCAUGCUCGUAGGAGUGUUAGUAAUGCUGAUAUCCGCAAGUACCAGGCAUUUGCGCAGACAUUGCAGCAGUCAAUAGCGUUUGGAACGGAGUUCAGGUUCACAGGCAGUGCUUCUGGGGGAGGCACUGCAUACGACUCUUGCAACAGCUGCUUCAGGGGCUCAUGA